Molecule: messenger RNA, 798 nt
Organism: Lycium barbarum (goji berry)
Lineage: Eukaryota; Viridiplantae; Streptophyta; Magnoliopsida; Solanales; Solanaceae
Exons: 2
Coding region: 1-798 (265 amino acids)
Molecular function (GO): RNA-DNA hybrid ribonuclease activity; nucleic acid binding
Source: RefSeq, a predicted model, not a curated record
AUGGGGAUAUCUAUUGUGUCUAUAUGCAAGUGUUGUGCUCAGCCCCGCCAAGAAACGAUGAACCAUAUGUUUGUUACAGGACAAUAUGCUGCAGAUAUAUGGAAGAUGUUCUCAGCAGCAGUAGGUGUGCAAGGCCCUUUCAUUCAAGUUAAUAAAACUAUCAAUAAAUGGUGGGACACAAAGUGUUCUUCAAAGCUGAAACCAUUAUACCAAGCAGAUCCUGCAAUCAUACUUUGGCAACUUUGGAAAAGAAGAAACACAGUUUUUCAUGGUGGUAAUAUGUCUAGUCAUAGGGUCAUAUAUGACAUUAAUCUUAAUCUCAUUCAACUGGCCAAAACUAGAUAUCCAUGGAUGACAAAUUUUCCAAACUCUUGGCCUCAGCUGGUACAACAUUUGGAACAAUAUAGGCCUCACAUACAGUAUAUACUAGUUCAAUGGAUUAGCCCUCCUGCAGGUUGGUACAAAUGUAAUAGUGAUGGUGCCUCCAGGGGAAAUCCUGGUCCUAGUGCAUCUGCAUGUUUUGUGAGAAAUCAUAAACGAGAGUUCAUUCAUGCUACUGGUAGCAGGAUUUCAGAUACAACCUGUCUGUGUGCAGAGGCAAAAGCAAUGCAUGAUGGCAUUAUAUUUUGUAUAACACAGCAGUAUCUACCACUGAUAUUGGAGACUGAUUCACUUGGUACUCUUAACUUUGAGCUAUUUACUGAUUUACCAACUACAACUAAGAGACUUGUAAACAUGGAUAAAAUGCAUUUGCCAAGCUUAAGAUUUAAAACAGUAAUUCCUAGGGAGCCAGAUUAA